AUGUCCCUCGCUGCAUCUCCAUAUCCGCCAUCCUCGCGAGAACGUCCAAGCCAUGCCCGCUUCCUGCAUCAGCCGCCCAACGCGACACGUUUGCGCACCCCCAAUGCGCCGCUGAAUGAUGAGGCCAUGUCCAACGCCUCCAACGCGAACCACCUGGCCGAUGGCGCCGACACGACAGCCGAUGAGGAUCCCAGGGCGGCGCGCUGGCGGGAGCUUUACUUGCGCACCGAGACACGCCUGGCUGCCGUGCUGGGAGGAACAUACGAGGACGAUGCCGUUGAUGUUUUUGACCAUGCCCCGAGGCCACCCUUCCACCCUGCUCCCGCGGCGCAUGACGCGCGCCCGGCCAUGACGCCCAAGAAGCUCACCCGCGCAAUCGAUGAGGAUGACUACGGCGACGACGACGACGAUGAUGAUGAAGACGAUGCAGAAGACGACGAUGAUACCCGCACCUCGCCGCUGCACGCCAAAAGCGCUCCCAAUGGCGCUGCGGCCGCUCCCAGCACGCCAAGCCUUCUCCGCGUGCCGUCCACAUCGAACAAGUCGGGCCACGACCGGACAGGGACGCCUUCAUCCGACGUUGUGAAGACAUCCGACGACGUACGCAAGAAGCUGCAGCAGGACAAGAAGGCUGCCGAGGAUGCUGCCAAGCGGACCUUCCACACCCUCUUCUACACUCUCGAGAGCGACCGCGAUGCCAUGCUGGAGCAGCAGAAGCUGGAUGAACUGGACCGACAGGUAGAGAUUGAGACGUCGGGUGCGCCUGCGAAUGCCCCCACCAACGGUGUCGUUGCCGCCCCCCAGCAGGGCACGUUGAGUACCACCAACCUUGGCGCAUCCAGUCUGACCCUCAAGCAUCUCAUCUCGCGCAUUGAUGCCCAAAGGGACCGUGUCCACGCCACAGAUGCCCAGCUACGCAGCCUCAUCAGCGAAGUCCGCAAGAACAGGAGCAAGUGGGCCAACGAGGACCGCGUCGGCCAGGAGGAGCUGUACGAAAGCACGGAAAAGGUGCUCAUGGAACUCAAAGCCAAUGAGCACGCCCAUCCCUUCCUGCAACGCGUCAACAAACGAGAGGCCCCCGAUUACUACAACGUCAUCAAACACCCGAUGGAUAUUGGCACCAUGAUGAAGAAGCUCAAGCAGCUGCAGUACAAGUCGAAAAAGGAGUUCGUCGACGAUCUCAUGCUAAUCUGGGCAAACUGCUUAAAGUACAAUGCCGACCCCAGCCAUUUCCUCCGCAAAAAGGCCUUGCACAUGAAGAAGGAGACGGAGAAGCUGGUGCCCCUUAUCCCAGACAUAACUGUGCGGGAUCGAGCUGAAGUCGAGGCUGAGGAGCGCAGAAUGCGCAACGGUGACGCCGACGCUGACGGCGCAGAUGACAGCGAGGACGAAGAACCCAUCAUGGCCUCGCGCGGACGGAAAGCACCCAGUAAAGGAGGCAAAGGCUCAAGUAAUGCAAGAAAGGCUCCUCCAGCAGGUCUGGAGGAUACGCCGGGGCCGGAGUCAAAGCCGCCAGUUCCAUCUCUUAACAAUGCCGUGUCUAAUUUGAAGAACGAGUUCCUUCGCGCAGACUCCGAAAUGGAGGGCAGCGUCAAUGGAUUCUCAACACCCCCGCCUGGCACCUCGACACCUUUGGGCCCCAGUAGUAUCUCACGAAAUGGUCUCCAUGGCAGUCAAGCUGACGCUUCAGAUGUUGACGGCACUGGCAUCUCUGUUAGCGAUACUCUUGACGAAGAUGCUGAUCUAGACGACAUGGAAUACAAAACUUGGAAACAAGUGACCAAGAAGGACCGGGCAAUCAUUGCAUCGGAGAGACAUCGCCUCUUCCGUGACGACCACCUCCAGCCGGAUGAGCCUGCCAUUCUGCGCACAAAAGCUGGUAUGAGAAGAUGGUUGAGGCACCGCAAACAAGCAAUGGAGCAAGACUCUGCCAGUGGAGCCGUCUUGGCUCCAGACGGGAAAGACGGUGUGCAAGCGACAGCUGGUGAAUCACUUGCUGAAGGGAUCGAAGGUGAAGAGGAGCGCCAAAUCCCAGAUUACUAUGACCCUGUUUGUGCCAUACCUGACUUGUCUGAUCGUUUGCAAUGGGUCGAAGAUGCCCAGGGUCAUGUUAUUCCUCAAGCCGAAGAGUACAUGAGGAUCUUUCCCAAGGGCCAAUUCAUUUCACCGGACAGUGCACUGGUGCACAAAUUUGACGAUAAUAACCAUACUCUGCAAGAAACUAGGAAGAUCUGCGCAAAAAUUGGCAUCGUCAAACAAAUGCAACUCCAGUCGCAGCUGUAUCAAAAUCAAUUUCAAAGAUACGAGCCUCAGCCUUUCAUGGAAGCGGACAUUGAGCCGAUGGUGACAUCAGAGGACGGCCCGAUCAUGGCACCUUAUGUGUGCCGCGCUGCAUUGCAGCGCAGUGUUGGCAAGAUCUUCUAUCAUGCUGGUUUCGAAGAAUUCCAGCCAUCGGCACUUGACGCUGUGACUGACAUUGCAGCAAAAUUCUUCCAAAACCUAGUUGCAAGCCUGGGAAUCUAUCGAGAAACACCCAAGAUGAAGUCCGAGGUCCCAAUCACGCUUCCAAACGGCCAGCUCACGACCUGGGCUCCGCGCUUCACCCAAGAAGAGGCUGUGCUCCACUCUCUACAUGCUAACGGCGUCGAUCUCGAGUCUCUAGAGACGUACGUCAAGGAUGAUGUUGAAAGGCUUGGUACGAAACUUGGUGGAAUGCAUGAUAGAAUGCGAUCGUACUAUGCCGAACUUCUCAGACCAGCCAUGGACAAUGCUGGCGCUGACGGUGCUGGUGCAUUCAAUGAUGGCAGCGAACAAUUCGUUGGUGGUGACUUUGCCGAAGAUAUCGGCGAAGAUUUCUUCGGCUUCAAAGAGCUUGGUCUCGACAUUGAAUUUGGACUCACCUCGAGUGUGCCGUUACAUCUGCUGCAGAACAGGGUGCACAAUGCCUACGCUAGGCAAGACAACAAUAAUGUUGCCACCACUGGUAUCAUCAUGCCUGAGCCACCCAAGUUCGAGCCUGUCACCCUGCAGACGGCUGAAAACCAAAUUGGUCUACUCCAGGGCUGGCUCUACCGCAAGCUCCAAGACAACAACAGCCAACCUCUUGUUGAAGACGAUGAGCUUCCACCGAAGCAGCGCUUCCCCAAGCCUCGCCUACCACCUACAGGCAAGAUUUCUAGUCCUCGUAAGCGUCCCAUCAGGGAACAGCAGCAGAUGGCGCGUAAAAAGCGCAAACUUGAUGAAGCCAUGGACGAAAAUGGCAAUGAUCAUGGAAGCUAUAUGAAGGGUAUUGGAAAGCCUGUGGGUAAACUAAAGCUUGAGCCAACACAAAAAGAAACUCGCAGCCUCCAAGAGCCAGAGAAGGAUGACGGGAGCGCACAUGGGAUGCCUAGCCCGCCAGAAUCCUUCUAGCUGGCAGACCUGACGAUGCCACCGACUGGAGAGAAGGUGUCUAGUAUCAUCCGGCCAUUUCAUUUUCGCACUUUUGACUUUUCAGCAUCUUUCACAGCCAGAUCAGGGCCACCUUUUGCAGUCAUUGUUUAAUCUUUUGGCACAUGACCAUUUCUUCGAGACUCUGAUGUUUCCUCUGGAAGUCACUGUCGACUAUGCAACUAUCUGCAGGGUCCCAUAUGACACACGGCGUUUACCAUUUCUUAUUUUCGGCACCCACUUUUGGCGGACAGCAAAUUUGUUCUGCUACUCUGACAAGGUGGCUGGGUUCGUCCUUGUAUACCCAUCUUUGCAUUUCGCGCUGUGGCCUUUUGCAUGUUUUUCUGCGAAUCACGCAUUCGUGAUUGGGGCUGUUUGGUUGCAUGAAGGGAUCGAUUGGCUUGUGGACUUGACUUUGUAUAUACCUGAGCAAUGAGUGAAAGACUGCGUGUGGUACUGGAGUGAUUUAUAGUGUUUGAAUGCUAUUGUUUCCCUAC
Messenger RNA from Pyrenophora tritici-repentis Pt-1C-BFP, 3926 nucleotides. Its product is annotated as Transcription factor involved in chromatin remodeling, contains bromodomain protein. The record is from RefSeq and is a predicted model, not a curated record. NCBI's taxonomy places the organism in Eukaryota, Fungi, Ascomycota, Dothideomycetes, Pleosporales, Pleosporaceae. Gene Ontology annotation, biological process: regulation of transcription by RNA polymerase II. Gene Ontology annotation, molecular function: protein heterodimerization activity; structural molecule activity. Gene Ontology annotation, cellular component: SLIK (SAGA-like) complex; SAGA complex.